Molecule: messenger RNA, 2292 nt
Organism: Closterium sp. NIES-67
Lineage: Eukaryota; Viridiplantae; Streptophyta; Zygnematophyceae; Desmidiales; Closteriaceae
Source: the annotation of a GenBank genome assembly
AAAGCAGCGGUCAUCGGGCAAGUUUGGCCUCCCUAGCCUAAAAGUCAACAAGUGUAUGCAAACCAAAUGUAAAGUGAAAGCAAGAGAAAGCUGCUGCAAGCCAAGUGGAAUUAUGCAAUUUUGAGCCAACUCUCGGCUGCUGCUGCUGCUGCUGCUGCAUCUGGAGCUGCUAGUGAUAAUGAUGGUUGUGGUGCUGAAGAAUCCCUAACAGCUCCGUACACACAUUAGCGGACCUCAGCUGUUGCUGCUGCUGCUCCCCCUGCUGCUGAUACGGUUAAUGGUGAUGCUGCUAGUGGUGGUGGUGGUGGUGCUGCUGCUGCUCGUGCUGCUACCACCACCACCACCUCUUGCCCUGUACUGCGCUCAUAGCUCCAACCCCGUCCUCCCCCCCCCCCCUGCUGCUGCAAAUGGUGCUGCUGAUCUUGGUGCUCCUGCUGCUGCUGCUGAUGUUGGUGCUCCUUCUGCUGCUGUUGAUGGUGGUGGUGCACCUUAACAGGGGGCAGGCAGCUACAGCACCUGGCCACCACACAGCAGCAGCAGCGCGUGGGCCAGUACCCUCAACCCUUCCGCCACCAGUGGUACCACCAAUACCAGCUCUAACCCUGCCGACUACGCUCAUUGCUCCAACCCCGUCCCCCCCCACGCCCCUUGCUGCUGCUAAUGGUGAUGCUGAUCUUGGUGCUCCUGCUCCUGCUGCUCCUGUUGCUGCUGCUCGUGCUGCUGAUGUUGGUGCUCCUGCGGCUGCUCUUGAUGAUGGUGGUGCACCUUAACAGGGGGCGGGCAGCUACAGCACCGGGCCACCACACAGCAGCAGCAGCACGUGGAGCAGUACCCUCCACCCUUCCGCCACCAGUGGUGCCACCGAUACAUCCUCCUGCUCUUGCACUGGGGCCUCUGCUCUCCCCCUUGCUGCCCCCCUUGCCCCACCCCCUGCUCCCCCCGCUGCCCCACUUGCUCCCCUUGUCUCCUCCCUCCCCCCUGCUGCUGCUGCUGCUCCUCCUCCUCCUGCUGCCUCUCAGCUUCGAGGAAAGCCUCCAGAGCAGCUGAGGUCUCCGCUGCUGCUUUAAACUCUCCUAAAACUAGCCGGGCUAUACACAGCACUGCCGCCAGUGCAGCUCCAAUCAGCAUUGCAAAUACAAGCCUCCACCCCAAAUCCCCUGCUCCCUUCCCCCCACCCCCUCCUCCCCCUCCGAUCUCUGCCACUAUCCCCGUUAAGAACGGACCCAGUGCCGCGCCUAGCGACCCCGUCCCAUCAAUAAUCGCAGUUACUGUAGCGAGUCCCUUGGAAUUCCCCCUUAAAGAAGCAUGCUGCCCUAGAUCAGCCGAGACUGCACAAGUGAUGAGCGCGUACGGCCCGUUCACGAAGAAACCAACCAAGGAGAGAAGAGCGAUAUGCACCGAAAGCGAGAUCCCGCCAAGGAGGGAGUAGAGGAGGAGGGCCGGGACGGCUAGGAGCAUGAAGGUGGCCGAGACGGUGGCGUGCGCACCUGUGUGGUCGGAGAGGUGACCCGCCACUAUACCCCCCAGCACCCCCCCUAGGUCGAAGACUGUCGAUGUCACGCCUGCGAAUGCAUCCGUGAGAUGAUGGCCGGCGAUUUCUGGUCGAAGACUGUCGAUGUCACGCCUGCGAACGCGUCGGUCAAAUGGUGCCCGGAGAUUUCUGGUCACGAAAAGAGCGAAGGUAACAAGGGUAUGGAAGGAAACUUUUUUAAAGGCGCCUUAUAGCAAAGGUAAGGAGGGUACGGAUGGAAACAGAGGAAGAAUGGAGGAGGGGAGUGAGAAGGAGGGGAGCAGGAAGGUGGCGGAGAGGGUGGCCUGCGCGCCUGAAUGGUCAGAGAAACGGCUUGCCAGGAAAACAGGAAUGUGGGCUUAGACGAUAGAAGAAGAUAGAAGGAGACUGGUAGCAGUAGGAUGACAGUUCAUACUGAUUUUGAGGCGGCCCAAAAGGGGCGGUAGUUACGGCUCACGAUGGCAAGGAUACGGGCUAAGAAGGAGACUGGUGGCCGUAGGGGUCAGUUCAAAUGGUACCGGUGUGAGUUCAUAUGGUGCCCGUGUCAAUCAUAUGGUGGCGGUGUCAGUCCACGCGGCGGUGUCAGUCCACGAGGCGGUGUCAGUCCACGUGGCGGUGUCAGUACACACAACAGUUUAAGAGUGAUUGAUGCAAUGCGAGAGUGAUAGGUUGUGAUGGGGAAAGAAGAGAAAACGAAUGCCCAUAUGAACUCCCACGCCGCUGCACUUGGGAGCAAGGGGGGACUUUCGCCCUUGCGCUCUUAAGAAACUGAUAGCUCAUCC